AUGGCACCAAUCAAAGCUUCCCAGGAUGACUCAAACGGGGAAGAACAGAAAGGCUCAAUAUACUCGGUUUCUGGACCCGUCGUAGUGGCAGAAAAUAUGAUUGGAGUGGCCAUGUAUGAACUAGUACGGGUGGGCCACGAUAAUCUUGUCGGAGAGGUCAUUCGAAUUGAGGCAGAUAGAGCAACAAUUCAGGUGUACGAAGAGACAGCCGGUGUAACUGUCGGGGAUCCAGUAUUACGAACUGGAAAGCCACUAUCUGUCGAACUGGGACCUGGUCUGAUGGAAACUAUUUAUGACGGUAUCCAAAGGCCUCUAAAAGAUAUUGCAGAAUCGUCAAAAAGCAUUUAUAUUCCACGUGGUAUCGCCGCACCAGCUCUCAAUAGGGAGAAAGAUUGGGAUUUCAAACCACUCAUGAAAACAGGAGACCACAUCACCGGUGGAGAUAUUUGGGGUAGUGUUUACGAAAACUCCUUGCUCAGCGACCACAAGAUCUUAUUUCCACCUCGAGCUCGUGGUGUUAUCACCAAAAUUGCCGGGAAGGGCAGCUACAAGGUCGAUCAAAAGAUACUUGAAGUUGAAUUUGAUGGGAAAAAAACAGAAUAUAGCAUGAUGCAUACAUGGCCAGUUCGAGUUCCCAGACCAUCUUCUGAAAAGCUUGCAGCAGAUAAACCAUUUAUUGUUGGUCAACGCGUACUGGAUGCUUUAUUUCCUAGUGUGCAGGGCGGAACAGUAGCAAUCCCAGGAGCCUUCGGCUGUGGGAAGACAGUCAUUUCUCAAUCCGUAUCUAAAUUUUCUAACAGUGAUAUUAUUAUAUACGUUGGAUGUGGAGAGCGUGGGAACGAAAUGGCCGAAGUAUUGAUGGAUUUUCCGGAGCUCUCGAUUGAUAUAGACGGGCGAAAAGAGCCAAUUAUGAAACGCACAACAUUAAUCGCCAAUACUUCUAAUAUGCCUGUGGCAGCCCGUGAGGCUUCUAUCUAUACAGGGAUAACCGUUGCAGAAUACUUUCGUGAUCAAGGAAAAGAUGUCGCCAUGAUGGCAGAUUCCUCGUCCCGCUGGGCAGAAGCUCUUCGUGAGAUCUCCGGAAGAUUGGGAGAAAUGCCUGCUGAUCAGGGAUUUCCUGCUUAUCUUGGCGCCAAGCUUGCCAGCUUUUACGAACGUGCCGGUAAGGUACAAGCUUUAGGAAGUCCUGACAGAGAGGGUAGUGUCAGCAUUGUUGGAGCUGUCAGUCCACCUGGUGGUGAUUUCUCUGACCCUGUCACAAGCAGUACUCUCGGUAUCGUUCAAGUCUUCUGGGGCCUCGACAAAAAACUCGCUCAACGGAAACAUUUCCCUUCAAUCAAUACAUCUGUUAGUUAUAGUAAGUAUACGACUGUCUUGGACAAGUUUUAUGAAACAGAUUACCCUGAAUUCCCUAGGUUAAGAGACCGUAUUAAACAACUACUAUCAGAUUCAGAGGAACUAGAUCAGGUUGUUCAACUAGUCGGAAAAUCUGCGCUUUCUGACCCUGACAAAAUCACCCUGGAUGUUGCUGCCCUGAUCAAGGAGGAUUUCUUGCAACAGAAUGGGUACAGCGACUAUGACCAGUUUUGCCCUAUUUGGAAGACAGAAUGGAUGAUGAAAGCAAUGAUGGGUUUCCACGAUGAAGCUCAAAAAGCAAUAGCACAGGGUCAAAGCUGGAAUAAAGUACGAGAAGCUACCAGUCAGCUUCAAUCGCAACUACGGAGUAUGAAAUUCGAAGUACCCAGUGAGGGCGAAGAAAAGAUUGUUAAGAAGUACGAGGACUUAGUUCAAGCAAUGACGGACAAGUUUGCUUCCGUUAUGGACGAAUGA
Messenger RNA from Blumeria graminis f. sp. triticale, 1830 nucleotides. The record is from the annotation of a GenBank genome assembly. NCBI's taxonomy places the organism in Eukaryota, Fungi, Ascomycota, Leotiomycetes, Helotiales, Erysiphaceae.